This is a messenger RNA of Sphaeroforma arctica JP610, 201 nucleotides long. RefSeq lists its product as hypothetical. The transcript has a single exon. The record is from RefSeq and is a predicted model, not a curated record. Gene Ontology annotation, molecular function: phosphatidylinositol binding; ubiquitin binding. NCBI's taxonomy places the organism in Eukaryota, Ichthyosporea, Ichthyophonida. The annotation marks the transcript as partial.
GGCCACGAGUUCCCUAUCGACGCCGUGAGCGAUGCAAUACCACUCAACGACAACACGUUCCUGGAGAAGAAACCCAAACGCAGAGAUUCGUUCGAUGAGAAUGAGCAACAGUACAUGCUACGCACGCUGCUGCAGUCCAAGGACCCCGAUGAUUUGGCGGCCGCCAAUGCCCUGAUUAAGGUGAGUGAAGGCCUUAAUUGA